AUGGGUAGCAUAUGUACAAGCAAAAAGAUGACAAGUAUUCCAAGCAGGGCAAAGCAUCAGCAAAAGCAAGAAGUGGCCUGCACUAGGGCUCGGGGGCGGCGCCUGGCCAACGCCAUCUCCCUCGGAGGAACACCUUCAGGCGCCACCACCGCCCUGAGGAGCGCUCCUCUCACCAGCCACACGCCCCUCCUUCUUACCACACCUACCCGGCACCUCCCCAACCCACUUCCUCACUCUGGGGUGACAGACACACAUAUACCCUACCAGAAGCGCCGGCUUCUCCUCCGGCUUCUCCUCCGGCUUCCCGCACUAGUGAGGACGCUCGGGUCCCGGGCACUGGCGGGGCGGCGGCGCAGAGCACCCGACACACUGUCCCGCAGAGGCUCCCCAGCUGGUAGCCCCGAGGGCCGGCACAGCCGCAGGAGGCACCCGCGCGGAGGUCGGAGCCAAGCCCUGCGGCACUUCCGCCCUCCGGUAUCCAGCCAAGACAACCUGCAGCCGGGAAGCCCACCGCAAGUCCAGUCACUCUCGGCGCCCGGAGAUGACGUCACGAAACCCACGUGGCCCGCCACUCCGCCCUCUGAGUUGGGCCCAACCCCGCAAGGAGGGCAGCGCUUGAGCAUGCGCAGACUGAGCGGAGAGCGUGAAUGUGAGGCUAAACCUCUGGCAAGUUCAGAGCUUCUGCAGUUUCCAGAGUCCUGUGCGUUUGGCAUAGCCGUUGGUGUUUAGAGAGCUUAAGAGCAAAGAGUUUUACAAAUGCUGAGACAUCGUCUCGCUAGAGCUUGAGCGCGGCAUCCCUCUCCUGGCUUCACAGAGUGAUAGUAGUAAAAGGUUGGUUUUCAGAAUAUUUUUGAAGCCGUCCACCUCAGAAUGGGACUUGAACCCACUGGCUGGGACUCAGACCCAGUCAAGACUCAGGGUGGGACUUGAACCCACUGUGUUUUACUUAAAACCACACACCUGGUCUCAGGACUUACUGUCGGCAAUGAUUGGUAGAGAGAUUUUUGGAAAUCAAGGAGACCAGAGCAGAUCCAGCGUCUAACUAUGGCUACCAUCAUGUCAGAAGCUCUAAAUAAAACCAUAAUGCAGAUAAUUAUUUUAUCUGUGAAAUUCAGUGGUAAGCUACCUGAGGAUGAGACUUCCUGGGUCUGAUAUGUCAGGCAUCCAUGAACUCCCAAAUUUUGUCUUAGGAUAUUCCUAGAUUCAACUGACUAAUGAAGCCCUCAAUUCUGAAAUAAAGUUAAAAUUCACAACUUACUGAAAUAUUUACUACCAUAUCAAUGAACCAAAAGUUCACUUGCUUUUAACCUUGUGUAAUAAAGUAUAUACCCCUACUGUGACAUUAAAUAUAUCUUGUAAUUCAUUUACCCUAUUCUUUGUAUCUUUGAAAGGUUCAUUUUCAUUUAAUCUAUUGUCACAGCUCUAUGGCUAUUUCAUGAUGUAACAGAAUGGAAAUACAAUGCUGUACCAAUGGAAUACGACAAAAUAAUAAUGGUAGGUGUACUUAAGUCGUGGGAUUUAGAGUCAGACAGACCUUAGCUGGAGUCCAAACUCUGCCGCUUACUAAUGUGUAGCUCUGAAUAAAUUCCUCAGCUUCUCUUAGCCUCAGUUUUUGUCUCCCAAAAAUGGGAAUAAUAAAUGUGAAUACCUGCUAAAGCAGUUAGGAGGAGUAAAUAAUGUAUGUAAAAGGAGACAUAAGAGGAUUUGGGGGGAGGUGAUAGAAAUGUUCAUAUUCUAUAUCAUAAUUAUAAUGGUAGUUAACAUGACUAUGGCAUUUGUCAGAAUUCCUAGAACUGUACACCAAAAGGUAUGAAAUUUACUGAAUGUCAAGUAUACCUCUGUAAACCUGACUUAGAAAAAUAGAAUAAUAAAAAUUUUAAAUGCAUGUUAAGCAUUACACAGUGUUCGACACUAAGUAUAUAAUAAAUGAUUGUUCUAUGGGGCUAUUUCAAAAUUAUUAAAAAUUAAUUCUUCCAUUGUCACAGCAAUAAUUCUGCGCAAAGUUGUGAAAUUUCUACAUCUUGGUGCACUGAAUUGGAGAUCAAAUUCAAUAUUCCUGGAAUACCUCUUCUGCUCUUUAAAUGUCAAAGAAAAGUGCAAAAGACAGUCAAAGCCUGUGUUCACCUGUGGUGCUGAUUAUUUUCACUUUACAAAGAUUAUUAAACUCCACUGAAGGUCCAUUCUAUGGCAUGCAGAGUGGUAUAAGGAUGAUACAGGCAUUCUUCCAACUUAAAUACUUUAUUCAUUCAUUCAUUCCAAAAAUAUUUAUUGAACAGCUAUUAUGUGUCAAGCACCUGCUACAUCCUGAAAAUGCAUUUGGGGCUGGGAGGAGGGGAAACAAUCACUAUCCUUGUGAAACAGUCUCGUGGGAGAAGUGAACUUUAACCCAAUAAUUACCCAAAUAAAUAUUAAAGUCUCAAAAAUAGAUAUACAAAUGGGCCCCUGGCUUGGAAGCAUUCACACCAAAGAAUAGCUGACCUGAAAUUCAGCAGAGAUGAAAACAAACCAAGAGUUUUCUUUUUAAUGGUACAAGGGAUGUGGCAAAUAAAAAAAAGUGAAAGGUACAAUCCUUAUGGCAGAGGAUGUCUUUCUGGGAGGGAUUCUCAGUUUUGUAUUGAAAGCAUGUAGUCUGUGUACAGUUGGGGAUAUUUGUAUGGGUUUAUAUGAGAUGAUAGUAGUGUCUCAAUGGUGAAUUUUCUGAGUUGUGGUAGUUACAUUGUGGUUAUGUGGGAAAUUAUCCUUGUACUUAGUAGCACACAUGUUGAAGUAUUUAUAGAUGAAAUAUCUUGAUGUUCACAUGCUAUUUUCAAAUAACUCAACAAAAAUAAUGCCGAAUAAAGAUGAUUAAAAAAAAAAAAGAAAUGAACUUAU
Sus scrofa (pig) is the source of this 2871-nucleotide messenger RNA. Lineage: Eukaryota; Metazoa; Chordata; Mammalia; Artiodactyla; Suidae. The record is from RefSeq and is a predicted model, not a curated record.